AUGCCUGAACCACCGGGCACACCGGGCACUGCGACCAUGCAAGCUGGCCGCGCCAUCCCCGUUGGCCUCAACGAAGCCGCUCUCGACUCCCCGACCUUUCGAGUAACCGCCACCACCUUUGGUGAGCAGGUCGAUGCCAUCGAACGAUGGCUCAACGGCUACGUCCAGUCCACCUCGAAGCUCCUGCACGACUUCCUCGCCCUCGAAGAGACCGUCAACACCUACAUCGUCAAGAUGAUGCCCUCGGCCGCCGACGGCGUUGUUGACAACGACUAUACCUUUCUGGCCCUCAAGAGGGUCGGUGAUGGCUGGCGCGAAUACUGGAUUCAAAUGCUGAGCACUAUGAAGAAGAUGGAUGGCUCUAUCGUCGAUCCCAUCCGGCAGUUCAUUGUUGGCGACCUGAGGAACUUCAAGGAGUGCAGGAGAGCUAUGGAACAAGCGCAGCGAACCUUUGACACCACUUUGGCCCGCUACGUUAGUCAGUCAAAGACAAAAGAACCUUCAGCUCUCCGCGAAGACGCCUUUGCCGUGUUCGAGACCCGAAAGCUAUACCUGAAGGCGUCCAUGGACUACUGCCAGCUUGCUCCCCAGCUACGCUUCAGCAUGGACAAGCUACUUGUCAGGAUCUGCAGUGAGAGAUGGAAGGAGCUGAAGCGCACUAGAGAGGCGGUUGGCAACGCCUUUCGGUGGAAUCACGAGAUGGAACGAAUCCAGGGCUGGUCGAAUGAGAUGGGAGCUUCAGAGAUGGUUUUCAGACGUGAACUACAAUCGGCCAGGCGAGAUCUUGCAGAGGGCGCGCUCGCAGGAUUUAAGCCGUCCCGCGAGCUCGAAGACUACAGCACCUCGACUGUCCCCUUUCUCGGCACCCGUGGUCCCGUCACCCUGCGCCUCAAGGAGGGUGUCCCUGUCAUCUCGGAGAAGCAAGGCUGGCUGUUCCUCCGCGCACUCUCUGGCAAACCCGCAAGACAUACGUGGAUCAGGAGGUGGUACUACUGCCGCGAUGGUAUCUUUGGCUGGCUUAUCCCAGGUCCGCUGGGAGUUCUCCAGGGCGAUGAGAUUGGAGUUUUGCUUUGUAACGCAAAGCCGGCGGUGGCCGAGGAUCGACGUUUCUGCUUCGAGGUCAAGACAAAGAGCCAGACGAUACUCCUUCAAGCCGAGACACAAGGCGAACUCACGGAGUGGCUGGAGGUUUUUGAGGUGACCAAAAAGAACGCCUUCGAGACAAGCAUGAACAGAAACAACGCUACCCUCCCUGGUGCUGUUGAUCCCGCCUUUUCCAUUACACCGCCAAGCAUCCCAGAAUUCUCAGCCAAGACACUCGAUGCACAGAUUGGUAUCUACGACGAAUCUGGGAGUGGGUUCGAGCGAACAAGUACGCUGCCAGUUCCUGGGACAGAUGGUAACCUCAGCACGAGGCAGAGCUUUGAUGUUAAUGGCAGCUUGUCUCGCCGAUCCAUCACGGCCCUGGGAAGAGACUUGGCACGAGAGGAGGGUGAAAGUGGCCGUGAACAUGCAGCCAGGAUUAUCCAAAAGCUUGAUCUUCACCGCAAGGCCACAUUUGGUAGUCAAGCAGGUUCUGAGGCUGCCCAGGGAAGUAGCCUAGGAUCUCCUGGACUUUCAAACAUGUCCACCAGCCACACUCUUCUACCCGGAUACUCAAAUGCUCCAGCAAGCUCUUCCACCUUCAGACAAACGCCUAGCAUGCUGCCAUCGGUCGACACCCAAUCUGGCACUCUGGCUCCAGCUACUCUAGCUAAGCCUCCCUCGAUGACAGGCUUGAGUCGCAUUGCCGUAUUGGCUGCGGGAGAGCGUCGCCCUGUGGGGAGCAAUAGGAAGCUCCCAGCUUCCGUCAUUGCCAACUACUGGGGAACUAGUCUUUGGGGUGCCAUGAACACGCCGACCCAACCCGUUCUACCUAGGCUUGAUGAAGACGACCCUAUUGGAGUUGUGGUUCCCGGAAGUUCACAGGCUAGUCUUGGCAAGGGCAUCUCGCGGAAACAGACUGGUGAGCUGUUCCCACGCAACUAUCCCCCUGAGUUGAGGGCCCAGCAUGCGCAAUUUCGUUUGCUGUUCCCGGAUGCGCCUUUGGAGGAGAAACUUGUGCUCGUCUUCCGAGCGGCCUGGACUGGCUCCCCUGAGCGUGGACCUGGCAAACCAGACAUGGCUGGAGAUGGCCGUAUCUAUGUCACACCUGACAACAUGUACUUUUACGGACAGCAAAUAGGCCUCGUCACAGCCUACAGCAUCAGCCUUGAUAUCAUUGCCGAGGUGACGGCUGCUCCAGGAAAGGACUGCGAUUUCAUCUUCUUGCAUCUGGGCGAUGAUUCCAACGACACUGGGUAUACUAGGAUCACUAUCAAGGUUUUCUUGGAAGAGUUGGGUCUUCUCCACACCCGUCUGAACCUGUUGAUCGACGACCUUCAGGCUGAGGAACCCAUGGACGUUGAGGAAACCAUUACUGCGUUGAUCAAUCUUGAGAAGGAAGAGUUUGAGCGACCAAGCCCCAGCGUUGAGAGCUGGGAAGAAGUUUCCGCCAAUACACCGAUGGACGAUGGAACCUGGCUAGGAAGACCGGUAAACAGGCGAAAUGACUUCAGCUCCCAUAUGCGCGCCUCGAAAUCAAGGGCCAGACAGAUACACAAGCUUCACCUACCGGUUCGACCAGUUAUUUACGAGCCAGAAGGUAUGAAGGAGAUGGCAGCCGAGCGCAACUUUGAGAUCAGCGCAAAGUCGUGUUUCCAUGUUCUAUUUGGCGACAAGAGCUUUGUGUUCCCGAAGCUUUACUUUGAGCGACGUGCUCAGCAGAUUGCCCAGGGCCCAUGGGUACUAGUUGACCAGGGAAGGAUGAGACGGGACUUCCAGUUCAAGGUCGACUACAAGGAUGUCCUGGGCCGAUCAAAGGAGGCCGAGGUCAACGACUAUCAGAUCAUUGACGUAUUCAGUGACCAUGUCACAUACGUGGUGACACACGUCAAAACGGCGUGGCAUCUACCUCACUCAAGCUGGUUCAAGGUCAUCACCAAGAUCGUCAUCACACAUGUGGCCAAAUCCAAGUGCAAGCUUGCCAUCUACACCAAGAUUGACUGGUCCAAGCUUCCGGCUCUGUCAAAGAAUCUGGUGGAGCGUCAAGCGCUUCGCGAUGCCGCAAGUGAUGCUGAAGAGCUUGCCGAAGUUGCCACAGACCAGGUCCGCAAACUCGGACCUCGAAGUCGGACGAACAGAGCAAUCCAAGUGUAUGGACAGAUCGGCCAACAGACAGAGGUGGUGGUCUUCAGACCCGGUGCGACGGACUCAGCUAAGAAGCAGGUCAUCAAACCACGAACGUUGACCACCAUGAUAUUCGAGACAGUUCGAUCUCUGGGCGAGAGCGCAGUAUCAUCAGUUAUCAUGGGUGCUAUUGCGAUUCUACGCAAGGCGUUUAAUAUUAUCACGGCUCAGUGGAUCAUCCUCGCUUUGCUUGGAUUCAGCACACUCACCAAUGUGCUUCUGACAUCGAGCGAGGUGACAACGUGGUGGGGUGAACGGAGGGCAGCCGGAUUCAUGCAACGUAUUGGAAUUCGACCAAACCUGAUGAUGAGCAAGGCUAUUUACAUUGCCGAUUUGGAUGAGGCGUCAGGGGCUGGCCAGACAUUGUCAUUCCCGGAAAACAGCACAUGCUUUACUACAUUCAAAGACCUAUUGGAUGCCGCGGAUAUGGACAUGCCAUGGGAGGAUGCCGGAGCCAGCUUAUCAACAGCCACAAGCCAAGCCACAGCACGCCGACUACGACGAACGCGACAGCGACUGGGUUCAUACCGACAUGAUUUGUUGGUGGCGAUGCGAGUUGUCAACAGCAUUGAGCGGGAGAUGCUCCAGUCGGAGUGGGAGAACUGGCUGGUGGAUGAAAAGUCGCUGUGCGAUGAGCUGGACAUUAUGCUCCAGACGGAUGAUCGCAGCAAGAAGCAGAAGAAGGGAUCAGAAUCACAAAAGGUGAUGGAGCAGACAACGGCGAAGCGAAGACAAGCACUUGAGCAAUGGCGCGACAGCUAUUGCGGGAGCUGUAGGAAAGAUUACCAGGUUGUGAUGCGGGAGCGGAGGUUGUCAACAUCCGAGCCCGUACCGAAACCUCCUACAUACCAACAACGCACCACUAUCAAAACCAUGGCGAGCCAUCACGAACCGCUCGCGGCCAUGGGUCCUGUCGACUGGGAUCAGGUGCCCCAAGAUGACCUCAAAGAUUUCCUCGCCGACAUAUUUUCCGAAACACAGACCGUUAUCGAAUCGAUCCCAGCUCCGGCUACGAGAGCUGCCCCAAGUGGCGGAGGGCGGGCUCGCUCAAAGACCGAAUCGGCCGCCUCGGGCCCCGAUAUCCAACGAGCACUAUCGCAAAGACAGAAGGCUUCGGCCAUCACCCAGGCUCAGGACCUGCGAAAGGAGUGGAAAGAAGUGAAAGUUAAUGCCAAGGAGAAUCCUCUUGGUAUUAAUGUCUACAAGCUGGCUUCUAAAGAUGGGCGCGGGGCCUGGUUUGCGCGACGAAGCGUUCACGAGGGCCUGUCGUUCGACGACUGGAAGACAGGCCUUUCUGUUGAGUUUGCCGAGACGAUGAAGAUACAGGGAUCACCAGGAAGUGGCAACAUCCGUGGUAUCGGGGCCGAUAAACGUGUCGAGGACAAGGACAUCGAUGAUGCUAGUAGACUGCAGGUCUUUCAACUUUCCGCCCAGUUUCCGGGUCCGACUGCUCCGCGAGACUUUGUUACUCUGCUCUUAACAUCCGAGACCUCCGUUAAGCUCGCUGAUGGUUCUCGUCCGUUGAGGCAGUUUAUGAUUGUAUCCAAGCCUUGCCAUCAUCCAGAAUCACCUCCCCGCCAGGGCAUUAUCCGUGGCUACUACGAAUCGGUUGAAGUUAUCCGCGAGGUCCCCAUUGACAACUAUGCUUCCAGGAGAUCUUUGUCGUCAGCAGACCUAUUGACCCGGGACGAGCCCAGGAGGCCGAGUCCAAAUAGCGAAGGCCAUGGUUCAGCGCCCACCGACGACUUCCCUACAGCUAUCGAGUGGCUCAUGGUGACCCGAAGCGAUCCCGGUGGCAGCGUACCACGUUUCCUCAUCGAGAAGGGAACGCCGCCUGGCAUCGUUGGUGAUGCUGGCAAGUUCCUCAAAUGGGUGACGUCCAAGGCGAUGCAAGGCUUUCCAGAUCCCAACGCGGUCGUCGAACCACAAGAGACUGAGCUGCCUGUGUUGGAUAAGGAAAAGUCAGCAAAUAUUCCGAACAUUCCUACGGCUAAUGUUGACCCUGUUGAUGAGCACCCGAGCCAAGAUGAAAUGAUGCCGAGUAGUAACGGACUCUACGGCAUGUUAGCUGGUGCUAUCGGCGCCGCGAGCUCAUAUCUCCCUACUGGACUACUGAAGACAUGGGGAACCGGAUCGGACAUGGCCUCUACCGAUGAGAGCACCUAUGAAGCUCAGCAAAUCGAGAAAGAACAUCACGACGAUGAAAGUGACACUUCGUCCAUUCGAAGCUUUGCAUCCGCCUUGGAGAGGAGCGUAACUGCAGAGAACAAAUCCCCAGACAGUAUCACCGAGUCGCAAUCCGAGACAUCCCGUUCGAACCAAGCACAGACACAGGGCGACAAGGAGCUUAAGAAGCUUGAGCAGCGAAGAAAGAAGCUAGACGAGAAGGUUGCCCGUCUCCACGAGCGCCGGCAGAGCAAGCUGCAAGGCGAGAAAGAGAAGGACGCUGCCACGCUGGCCAAGAUGCGGGAGAAGCACGACAAGGAGGUAGCCAAGCAAGAGGAAAAGUAUCGUCGCGAGAUCAAGAAGCUCGAGGAGAAGCGUGAGGCGGAGCAACGCAAAGCUGAGGAACGCCGACGCAAGGCUCUGGAGCGGGAGGAGAAGAACAAUCUCUCCCUCGAGCUGGAGCGAGUUCGUGCUGAGCGAGAUCUUGCACGUCGUCAGAUUGAUCUCCUUGAGAGUCAGGUUGGCGAACUCCAAGCUCAGAAUACAAUGCUGGUCCGCAAGCUGGGUAAGAUGGGGCUGGUGGACAGGUCCGACUCUACGGCGUCACUCAAGAGUCUCAAGAGAGCUGGAACGGGCAUCGAGACACCCUAGAAGGAAUCGGAGAAGGAUGAGGCAACACUUGAAUGUACACUAUAGCGUAACGGCCAGAUUGGUUUACUGCGAGGCGUUGUGGAUAGGCGGGAUCAUUGUGAAGCAAGAUAACAUGAAUUCACGACUUGUUUAUUUUUCUUUCU
Fusarium vanettenii 77-13-4 is the source of this 6227-nucleotide messenger RNA. RefSeq lists its product as uncharacterized. Bases 1 to 6084 code for a protein of 2027 amino acids. The record is from RefSeq and is a predicted model, not a curated record. Gene Ontology annotation, molecular function: protein binding. The transcript has 3 exons. Gene Ontology annotation, cellular component: endoplasmic reticulum; cytoplasm; plasma membrane. Lineage: Eukaryota; Fungi; Ascomycota; Sordariomycetes; Hypocreales; Nectriaceae.